CUGGAUCCCCAUAAAAGCCAUGUCCGGGACAGUGCAGCAACAUAACGCAUCCAACAGCCAUGUCAUUGAAGUGGCUCUUGCUCGUCGCCCUGGUGGCGCUGCUCAGCAUUGGAACAGGUUCCCUGGCCCAGCCACGGAGGUCCAACGUCCGAGCCAGACCCGCUGUGGACCAGCAGGUUCGCCUCCAGCGCUUGAAUGCCAAAUACUAUGCCAUUCAGCAGGACGAAGAGGAUGGCGACGACAUCCUCGAGCACGAAGAGGACCUGGUCGACGAUAGUGAGGACGCGGAGGGAGAUGAUAUCAAGGAUGGAGAGGACGGAGAGGAGGAGGACGAAAGCACCGAAGCUGAAAAGGAAAACCAAAAACUGGAUACCAAAAAGGUGACCGCCAACUCCACACCCGCCAAGCCAAAGACCGAAGUCAAGCACCAGUUGGCGAGGAGGGAGGAGUCCAUCGACGAACUGCAGAACCUUAAGGAGCCCGAGCUUGAGCAGGAAAUCAAGCUCGCACGCGCUGAGCCUCGUAAUCGCCGGCGCGGAGGCAGACGGAACAGCAACAGAGGACGCAGGGGGCGUGGCAGCAGCAAACGCAGGAGUGGAAACCGCAGGUGCGGCGGCAGGAGAAAGCGCGGCCAGCGGAAACGCUCUCCUUCAAAGCGCAGCGGCAACAAACGACGAACGGGCUCCAAAACCAAGGGACAGGGUCAGAAAAACAAAACAGUCGCCAAAAAGGAAGCUGUUGCUCCAUCAAACAAGGUGGCCUAAAGCGGUAAAUACUCCCACCAACGAAUGCAGCUUUUAAACUCAUUUGAAAAGCAGCGAAAAUCCUAAUAAAUAAACCA
Drosophila erecta is the source of this 841-nucleotide messenger RNA. Its product is annotated as zinc finger Ran-binding domain-containing protein 2. NCBI's taxonomy places the organism in Eukaryota, Metazoa, Arthropoda, Insecta, Diptera, Drosophilidae. Bases 60 to 764 code for a protein of 234 amino acids. The record is from RefSeq and is a predicted model, not a curated record. The transcript has a single exon.